AAUAAUCAAUGACUUUUGAACUUGAAUGCACAAAACCUAUAAACAUACUUAUCAUUCUAAAUGCAUAUUAACUUCGUUUUAUUUCAUAAAGACUACUUUUAAAAAAAUCUUGAUGGUGAAUUUGAAAUAUUGUUCGUUAACAAUUAUUUUUUUGAGUAAUUUUGAAUCAAAUUUCUCAAAAUGUACGAAUGAACCGUACGGUCUUCACUGUGCAAAUCUGAUAAACAGUUCGGAAUUAACGACGUUCGGGAUAAAAAACGAGACACUUACUAACAUCACCACCACAGUGUUUUUGAGAAAUAUAUCAAGCGAUAUCGACAAUAAGGUAUUUACAAAUUUUCCAAUAUUGCAGCAUAUAGAUAUUCAGUUAUCGAGGAUUAAAUUAUUUUCGCCAAAUUUGACAAGUUUAAAUUUUUUGUAUAUAAUAAAAAAUGUGGAAUUUCCAAAUAUCGACGAGGAAUUUUUUGAAAAAUGUUGCCGAAAUUUGACUACGCUCAUCAUAAACGAUAACAGAAAUUUAACGGUCGUAAAGGGAGCUUUCAAGAGUAUACCAAAUUUAGAUCAUCUAACAAUUACCAAUCAAAACAUCAAAUGUUUAACGAAAGCUUACUUGGAAGGCAUAAAUAAAAUUACUUACCUAAAUUUGGCAGGAAACAAUUUGACUGAAAUAAGCCCGGACAGUUUUGAAGAUUUACAAAACCUGAAUCACUUAAUUUUGAGCAACAACAAAAUUUCUAAUUUCCAAGAAAACACCUUCAACAACCUCUACAAUCUACAAAAUCUUGAACUAUUGAAUUUAGAUGUUUCUUCGCCGGAUAAAAAUGUUUUUAAAAAUCAAAAAGAACUAAGACUUAUUGGAAUACCAACGAAAUGGAUAAAUGAAGGCGUGUCGAUAAACAACUUGACUCGAAUUUUUUCUAAUUUAGAAAAUAUUGGUAUUCGAACUGCAGAUAAGAACCAAAAAGAUGUAGAAAAGUUCAUAGAAUCUUGUAAAUAUACAGGAUUCACGAUUAAUUUCUUAGAAUAAGUUUAUUAAAUAAAUACAUACUUUCAAACAAA
This is a messenger RNA of Diorhabda sublineata, 1059 nucleotides long. Its product is annotated as leucine-rich repeat-containing protein 15-like. The coding region runs from base 26 to 1027 and encodes 333 amino acids. Gene Ontology annotation, molecular function: protein binding. NCBI's taxonomy places the organism in Eukaryota, Metazoa, Arthropoda, Insecta, Coleoptera, Chrysomelidae. The record is from RefSeq and is a predicted model, not a curated record. The transcript has 2 exons.